Messenger RNA from Pocillopora damicornis (cauliflower coral), 3950 nucleotides. RefSeq lists its product as uncharacterized. Gene Ontology annotation, cellular component: cytoplasm. Gene Ontology annotation, biological process: cell surface receptor protein tyrosine kinase signaling pathway. The record is from RefSeq and is a predicted model, not a curated record. NCBI's taxonomy places the organism in Eukaryota, Metazoa, Cnidaria, Anthozoa, Scleractinia, Pocilloporidae.
UAUGUUGCAGAAUGGAUGCGGAGGUCCGAGUUUUGCAUGAGGGGACACUUGAGAAAUGCACGCACGAACACGGGAAAAAGGAUUGGAAGCGGCGAUAUUUUGUAUUCAAGCACAUAUUGGCAAGUAACAUCAGAAGCUUGGAGUUCUAUGCUGUUGGUAACAGCAAGAACUGGCGGACUGCAGAACCUAAAGGAGUGUUAGCUCUUUAUCCCGGGUAUGAAAUCAUAAAAGUUCAAGAACCAAAGCGUCAUUUCGUCUUUGAAAUCAAAACAGUGGAUCAUACUUAUCGUCUGGCGGCUCAUUCUGAAGAUGAACUUAAUGAGUGGAUUCUUAUUUUGGAGAGAGAGAGUAUAGUCAAUUCAUUUUAUGUGGAUCCCGAAACCACAGACCAGAUGUUAAAGCUGGGAGCAACUGGUAAAUGUCACCUCCAUGUAGCAAACAGUGAGCUACGACUUCUCUGUGCUAAAGAUGGAAGAUUGCUGGUGGCAUGGCCUUUCACAUGUCUACGAAGAUACAUGAGUACACGGGGAAAGUUCACAAUUGAGGCUGGGCGAAGAGCUCCCACUGGAGAAGGAAAGUUUGCAUUUUUUACUCCUCAAUAUGAUGAAAUUUACAAGCUCUUGGACAAUGUUGUGAAGUCCAGGGCAGGCCAUAAACCUUCCCAUGAAACAAUGGAGAAGAAACAUUCUGUGCCAAUUGAUAGUGUAUCCACAAAUUGUAAAGAGACUCCAGACAAUAGUUAUGAGCAGCUGUCGUGUAUCCCUGUGACUACAUCAAGUAUGACAAAUUCAUUAAAAGACACAUAUGCUGCUCCCUAUGGGCAUCUGCCAUCACGUGAUAUGACAAGAACAGGCCUGCCGCAUGUUACUCAAGGUGCUUCUCAAGCUAUACCCACAGAGGAUGAUCAAUAUAACACACUAAGUCAACCAAUUCAUGGAUCUGAAGAACCAAGGAUCCAACAUGUCCAAAAACCUGUUGUUGCAAAUGAGUACAACACUCUUGAUCAGCACCUUGCUUUACCUCAUCAAGGACAGGAUAUGUAUAGUGUCCUUCAACAUAGUUCCAAUCCUCCAACAGGCUCACUUCAGAAAGAGACAGAAGAUGUUUACAAUGUGAUCGGAGAGACUUUGCACUCUGUGCCACAUGCUAGUGUUCAAGAAAAUAAAGAUGUGUACAACACCUUGUCUUCUCCCCAAAGAAAUGUUCUGCCACCAACCACAUCAGCUCCUGAGGAAACAUACAAUGCACUAGAUCAUGGUUCACCAGUAUUGCCUCCUCGCAAAGGAAACUUUAAUAGUCAAGCAUCUGUCAGAUCACCAAAAUCGGUUGUCAGGAAGCUUUUUGACUCAACACCAGAUGAAGUUGAUAAUAUGUACAACACCCUAAGUACACAAAGACAUCCUCCAAUUCCAGUAAGAAAAACAACCAAGCAGUCAGUGCUUCAGAAAUCCCAACCAAAAGAUGAAGAUGACGAAGUGUACAACACACUGGAUAGUGCCUCAAAAGUAAGACCACCAGCACCUCCUAGAAAGACAUCUGAACAGCUGAUGUAUGAAACUAACAUGUACAAUACAUUGGAUUUGUUUAGUGCAGGAAACUCUGCAUCCAGUAAAACACAACAAGGAAAUGAUGAAAUGUACAAUACACUCAAUGUAACAAGAGGGGGUACAUCUCCUAUUCCAAAUAGACCAAAAAGUUGGACUGCAUCGUCAGACAAAAGUGAUGAGAUGUAUAAUACACUGGGCAAUAAAACUGUGGCCUCUAGUUCCCCCAGGAAUGAUGAUGACAUGUACAGUACACUUGAUGAAACAAGAGGUAGACCUAGUCCAAGUGUGCCUGUUCCAACUCAGAGAUCAUUUCACCUUACCAAUAGUCCUGCCAAAAAAGAUACCUUGGAACUGAAAGGCAACUCUACUUCCUCCCAUCACUCAACACGUUGUCCCCUAGAUGUCUCAUCGUCACCAGCAAAGACUCCUCAAUUAACAUCUUCCUUGGAGGACCCUGACUCUUAUGCAAGCAUCAGUUAUUCAGCUCUGUUGUCCCAUAAAGGAACACAGAAAAAUCCUCCAAUUCCAGUGAAAAGAUUAAGUCCUUCCAAGGCUAGAAAAACCAGUGCCCCUGAUGUUUUGUCAUUUUCAGGACAGACUGGCAUGAAGGAUGUUAGGAAGCCAGGGAAAGGAAUUGUUUCAAAUUUGAAGGCUUCCCUGGAAGCAGGAGGCUUAGAUUUGACCAAACAACCAAGGAAACCCAAAAAGCUCUCCAGAGAAGGAAGUGAGGACUUGUCUCCUUGUGCAGAAUUUGCAGAGCAAAGAGGCAGCGAGGGCUUGGCAGAAAAUAUCGUUGUUUGUGGGAAUUUACCCAAUAAACCUGAAAGGUCACAAUCGUCACCGUCUGAUCAUGGAGAGGAUAUUUAUGAUGAAUUACAACAGACAGCUCAGGUCAGACCCAAGUCUUUACAAAUCACUAAAGCUAAAAAAAGUCCAAAGAAACAUUAAGUAUUGGUAGUUAUGUCAGUGUUCAGGCUCUCUUGCUAGAGCCGGAAGUAUUUCAUAACCAUUUGGACUAAGUCAGUAAUCUGUUGGAACUUGGGAGAUGCCUUGCACACCCAUUUUGUUAUCAGUGCUAAUGUUUCAUUUCUCACCAACUUAUUUUAAUAGAGAAAGACAUAAAUUUUGUUAUAAAUGUUUGCAAUGAUAGCUUGCUUUGAAGAGAACUGAAAAUGCUUUAAUUCACUCCCACUUCCACAUGAAAGCCACACCCUCCUAAGUGGGUGAUUAUUUAAAUAUUUUCAGUUGGAAUAGCUUCUCUAGAAUUCAUAUUUACUAAUCUUUUAGUAGUACAGUCGAAUCUCAAUUAUCUGGACCCCAAUUAUCCGCACUAUUUGAUUAUCUGGACUUUCUUCUCUGGUCCCAAUUUUUCCAUGAAUACUAAUUAGUUGUGAUCUUGAAAACUCAAAAGUUGCAAAAAGCCCAAUAAUCCUUUCAAAAGACUGUUGAAACAACGUAUUAUCCUAUGUGCUUUUCAAAAUUCGAAAGUGCGACGAGUCAAAGAAGUAUUCUGAUGUGCCAAGGGAAUUUCAUGCUUGAUUAGUUCCUUCUGCGUGGGUUAUGUAAACACACGAGUGAUCAAUUGUAAACUUAAAUAAAAAAAAUGCCUACGAAGCGAAAGCUUGCCGUUCUAUUGAUUAAAGAUAAGCAGAUAAUUAUUUCAAAUUUCUAUCUCAUUAAUAUUCAUAUUUUCAAUUAUCUGGACUCUUGAUUAUCCAGACUAUUUGCCAAGGUCCCAAUGAGUCCGGAUAAUCGAGGUUCGACUGUAGCCAACUUUGUAUGAAAUCCAAGGAAAUGUUAUUCUCAUUUCUAAUUUACCUCUACACUAAUGUCACAUUCAUGUAUUGUGCUGAAAAGGAGAUUUAGCAACUUUACAGGUCAAUAAUGAACAUGUAUGUGGCUUUCUGCAAAGACUGAUUGAAUACAGCAUAAGGUGAUCUUUCUGACUAAUUAGGCUCUUCAUUUACAAGUAGCCGGCCAACUAGAGGUAGUGUCUCUGACAUUUCAACAUCUCAGCAUUCAUUAGUGGCUAACUGAUGGGAUAGGGUACACAUUCCUGUUUCCAUUUCUUUGCUUGACACUCAUUCGAACACAUGACCAAGCAGAUGAAGCCCAAAUAUAUACUUUUGAAAUAAUUUCAGGUUAAAUCUCCAAAUGCUUCCAAGAAUGCAGAGAUUUGCUUGUAACUGAAUUGUAAAAGAAAUGGAAAAAUAUGUUUUCAUCUUUGUUUUUUUUAUUUUAUACAUUCAUUAUUUUAUAUUACUACAAUAUCAGAUUUAAAAUCAAAACUUUUAAAACAAAACAGCAGAUUAUCUAGGACACUUCAUUAGUUUAGUUCAAAGAUAUGUAGAAGUUCUGUAGAAGACAAUAUAAUUGGAUAAGUAAUAAAACUAUGAAAACUAU